AGAAUGGUCGCUCUCUGCUUGAUUGCAGCCUGGACCCUGCGCUCGCCGAGGCCUUCGCUGCUACCUGCAGCGUCGCUGCGACCGGCAGCUUCGCUGCUACCUGCAGCGUCGCUGCGACCGAGCAGCGUCGCACAACGAGCGUGGCUGCCGCGGCGCGUGCUCCACUCCAUCACGGAGGGGGCCCCGCCUCCGCCCGGCGAGCGGCGUGUCGGCGUCGCCUUUGUGAUGGGCUACCUCUGGCCGGAGCGAGGCGUGCGGACGGCCCGGCUGCGUGUACUCGCGUCCCUCGCGCUGCUCGUCGUGGCCAAGGUCUUCAUCGUGCGCGUGCCCUUCAUGUUCAAGCGCGCGAUCGACGCCGUCGUCGACGGCGCCGUGCCGCGCUCCACCAGCGUCGGGCUCAUGUUUGCGUACGGCGUCUCACGCGCGGUGUACACCUUCCUCCAAGAGGGGCGCUACCUCCUCUUCACUCCAGUCGGCCAGUCGGCGCUGCGGCGCUUCACCGCAGACGCCUUUGCACACGUGCAGUCGCUCGACGCGAUGUGGCUCGGCGGCCAGUCUACGGGAGAGCUGUCGCGCGUCUUUGCGCGAGGCAUGCGCGGCAUGAACGCUCUGCUGCGACUCGUCGUCUUCAACAUCGGGCCGACGCUGCUCGAGACGGCGCUCGCGCUCUGGCUGCUGGGGAGGAGGUACGGGGGCGCUUUCCUCGCCGUCUCGCUAGCCACGGUCUCGGCCUUUGUCGGCUGGUCUCUCCUCGUCGUGCAGCGGCGGGUGGCUCUGCUCUGCGCCGUCAACGACACGGACAACGUGCUCUUCACCAGGCUCUUCAACGCCCUCCUCUGCAACGAGGCGGUGCGCACCAAUGCCAACGAGGACUUUGAGGUGCGGCGGUACGACGACUCCCUCGCCCUCGCGGAGAGGCUCGCGGUAGCAGACGUCAAGACAGUGGCAGCGCUGAACGUCGGCCAGGCCGUCUGCUUCUGGGGCGGGCUGGGCUGCAUGAUGGUCCUCUGCGCCGGCUGCGUCUCGAGCGGCGCGCUGACAGUCGGCGACGCCGUCGCGAUCAACGGGCUGCUGCUGCAGCUGCAGCAGCCGCUCGCCUCGCUCGGGUUCACGUACCAGGAGAUUCGGCAGGCCACCGCAGACAUGCGGCAGCUCCUCGCGCUGCUGCGCCGGCUGCCGCGCGUGCGCCCUCCCGCGGGCGCACCGCCACUCGCCUCCGCCGGCACCGCCUCGCGGCUGCGCUUCGACGGCGUCUCGUUUGGGUACGACGGAUCUCGCCGUGAUCUCGAGGACGUCAGCUUCGAGGCCGCACCAGGCACCCGCACCGCCGUCGCCGGCCGACGCGGCUGCAUCCCUCUAGCAAAGGACAAGGCGGCACCGGCUCUCUCCGCAGGCACCCGCACCGCCAUCGUCGGCUCGUCUGGCUCGGGGAAGCCCCGCCUUCUGAUGGGCGCUCGAGUGGCCAAGCGAGGCUUGUUGGCUCACCAGGCGCUGCGGCUGCACGACCCCGGACGCGGCCGCGUGACGAUCGACGGCUCGACGCUGCCACAGGGCCUCGCGACGCGCGUGGGUGAGCGCGGGCUAGCAAUCUCUGGAGGCGAGCGGCAGCGCGUCGCGAUCGCGCGCGCACUGCUGACGACGCCGACGGUGGUGCUCUGCGAUGAGCCAACCUCGGCGCUCGACCCGGUGACAGAGGCGUCCGUGCAGGCCGUGCUCGACGAAGCCCUCGCCAACCUCACCGCCGUGCUCGAUGAGGCCUUCGCCAACGUCACCGUGCUCACCGUGGCUCACCGGCUGCGGUCGGUGAUGGACUACGACCAGAUCCUGGUCAUGCAGCAGGGGCGGCUGGUCGAGCGCGGGACGCACGCGGCGCUGCUCUGCGCAAACGGCACCUACGCUCGGCUGUGGCAGCGGCAGGCGGACGGCGGCGGCGAUGGGGCGGACGCGUUUUGGCGCGACGGCAUCCCCGACUACUGCGAGCUCGUCGACUCGGAGUCGAUCGCGCGCUUGGCGAUGGGCGACGUCGAGGACGCUCUCACCCUGCGGGCGCUGGACAGCGUGGACGGGAGGGGGCAGGGCCGCGGCGGGUGGCUCUGGUGAGAGUGCCUGAGAGGGAGAAUAGGCUUAUGUCGACGAACAUUUUAGCCUGGCGCCGAUGAGGAAAGACGAUGUAUGU
Emiliania huxleyi CCMP1516 is the source of this 2176-nucleotide messenger RNA. RefSeq names its product putative ABC transporter. The transcript has 17 exons. The record is from RefSeq and is a predicted model, not a curated record. Gene Ontology annotation, cellular component: membrane. Gene Ontology annotation, biological process: transmembrane transport. NCBI's taxonomy places the organism in Eukaryota, Haptophyta, Isochrysidales, Noelaerhabdaceae. Gene Ontology annotation, molecular function: ABC-type transporter activity; ATP hydrolysis activity; ATP binding. Bases 4 to 2100 code for a protein of 698 amino acids.